AUGGAUAUAGCCUUUGUCAAUGUUCAGACCCCAAGGGACGCCCUUCAGCUCGCCAAGGAACCCGAGUUUCGGUCUCACGUGGCACAUCAUCAAUGGAAGCACUCUGCGCGUCGAAAUAAGCGACGCCGGAGGGCAAUGUUGUUACAUGAUUCGCAUGAGACGAAGAAUUCCGAAUAUCCAACUGGGCUCGUGAUCAACCCUUUCAGCUCGGAUCCAGUCUCGAUUUCGCCCCAAAUAGGCGGACUCAGAGUCGAUCCUUUCCAGACAUAUCCUGUCUCAGCUCAACCUUGGACUCCGCUGCUGGUCGAUCACUACUUGAUACACAUGGCAGUUGACAUACCUGAACUUGAUCUGCCUGGAAAACCCGGCCUCUUGAGGACCAUUUGGUUUCCGUUAGUGAUGACUGAGCCCGCCUUGUUCUCUGUCAUUAUUCUUCUUGCGGCGUCGCAUUAUGCCUCCUUGCAGGGUAAUCCUGGCGGCAUGAGAAUCAAUCUCCUCAGUCUUCGCUACGAAGCUGUAUCAUCCAUAAAUCGCAGGCUUGGUGCUCAACGGUCAGAGAGUACAUAUGAUGCUUUAAUAGGGGCCGUAGCAAAAAUGGCAAGCUACGAAGCCAUGUUCGGCAGUCUUGAGAAUUACGAUAUCCAUAUGCAGGGUCUUGCAAAAGCCAUUAGUUUACGAGGGGGCCUCACAUCCCUUGGACUUAAUGGCUUACUCCGUCGAAUCGUGGUCUGGAUUGACCGAAACGCCGCUUUCUUGCAUGGAUCGUCCAUAUAUUUCCCUGUGGACACCAGGGCGUCAGGUGAAACCCCAUCAGAUCCGAAUCCUGGCCAAUUUCUUGGAAGAUCCUGA
Molecule: messenger RNA, 849 nt
Organism: Penicillium canescens
Lineage: Eukaryota; Fungi; Ascomycota; Eurotiomycetes; Eurotiales; Aspergillaceae
Product: transcriptional regulator family TF
Exons: 2
Coding region: 1-849 (282 amino acids)
Source: RefSeq, a predicted model, not a curated record